Molecule: messenger RNA, 8725 nt
Organism: Dreissena polymorpha
Lineage: Eukaryota; Metazoa; Mollusca; Bivalvia; Myida; Dreissenidae
Product: mitochondrial genome maintenance exonuclease 1-like
Exons: 4
Coding region: 270-1349 (359 amino acids)
Biological process (GO): mitochondrial DNA replication
Cellular component (GO): mitochondrion
Molecular function (GO): single-stranded DNA exodeoxyribonuclease activity
Source: RefSeq, a predicted model, not a curated record
UUCGCGAUGUGCAGAGAAAAUUGGUCUGCUAAAUUUUGCAAUAAAACUGCAAGUUUUACUCAUUGAGAAGCUCUUUUAAAACAUUCUAUUUGAAACCGCUUUUUAAACUAUAUUAUGUGGGCUAAAAUAUAGAUUACAUGUGUAUUAUCAGCCAAUGUUUAGAAUAUUAUUUCCCUUGCAAGUUUACGUUGUUUGUAGGAACUCGGUAUGCGGUUUAAUAAAUGAAAUCCAGAUAUAAACUUAAAUUAUACAUUUACUAAGCUUUGAUCAUGAAUCAAUCUUACAUUAAAAGCUUGAUGCUCUUAAAUCGUAUUCAAUUGUUGUCAAGAAGUGAAAACCAUUGGCUUUGCCGCUAUUUUUCAUCGACGUUUAAUAUAAAUGAUAUUGUGAAACAAAAUAAGCAGAAGACAACAUCUUCAUCAAAAAAGAAAGAAACUAAACUCAAAUCUAGCAACAAAUCAAAUGAGAUUUCAACAGAGGAAAACAAUACAGACAUAAUCACAGAUUUGCAGACAGUUGCAACAACAAAUGUAGGCAAUAAAGUGUAUACACCGGACAGUAAUAACAAUGCACAAUUUUCUAAAAAAGCUAUAAAUCAUCCUGAAUGUUUUACAUGUAUUCUUGACAUGUCAGUGUAUGCCAAUGCAAAUAUAGACACAUGUAAGUUACAAGAGUUCAAAGACAUUAUAGAAGACCUUGAAAUUGGUUAUUUACCAUCAGUCUCAACUAUUAUUACUGCAACUCAAAGCAAAAAACAGCAGGAAGUAUUGAAAAAUUGGCAGUUGGAAAAAACAAAAGAAUUGGGUGGAGAUGCACAGUUUCAAGAGUUUAAAAAAGGAAUGUUAAACACUGGGGAAAGUCUUCACAAAUGUAUUGAGAUGAGAUUGAAGGGUGUAGAAGAUAUUACACCAUCAGAGAACUGUGAAGGACACUGGCAGAGUGUGCAACACAUGUUGGGGGACAUAAAGGAUGUUAAAAUGCUUGAAACAGACUGUGUUCAUCAAGAAAUCUUCUACAAAGGAAAAUUUGAUUGUAUUGCAAAACUGGGGAAUACAAUGUGUCUGAUAGAGUGGAAAACCUCUUCUAAGCCGAAGCCUCUACUGUCAAGCACCUACGACAACCCUCUCCAGGUGGCAGCAUACAUAGGGGCAGUGAACAGAUCAAGUCUUCUUAAACAACACGAUUUGACAGAGGUGACCCAUGGUGCCCUGGUGAUUGCCUACCCUAGCGGUGAGCCGGCAACUGUUCACGUGAUGAGUCAGAGGAUCGUGGAGAAGUACUGGAGUCAGUGGACCCAGCGCGUCUACAUGUACUGGUGUCAGAGGAUGAACCACAGGGAACCAGAGUGAGAUUGGGAUAUGAUGUUAGGGAAUUGUGAGAUGUGUUGCUAGAGAAGUCUGAGAUAAAGAUACUAAGGAACUGUUUGUUAAAUAUGGAUUUACUUUAAGAGAUAGAGGAUAUUUGUUCAUGUCAGUGUAAGAUUGUUUGUUAUUUCACAAAUGAUCAUAGAAAAUAUAUUUUCACAAGCGGCGCAGUCACGAGUGAAAAUUUUAUUUUUCUAUGAUCACGAGUGAAAUAACAAAAGAUCUUACACUGACAUGAAAAAAAAAUCUGUUUCUUUUAUGCCCCUUUUUCAAGAAAGUAAUAAACAAUUGUUUCCCUUUCGCUGAAAAGUUACCAUUUCUCCUGUGGCGUGCCUCAAUACAUUUCAAAACACAAAAUGACAUCAUUAGUGUGACGAAAUGACUUCAUUAUACCAACAAAAUUCUCCAGUUUAACUCUUUUAAAAUGUAAAUAAACGGUGAAAAAGCAUUAAAAAAAAGAUAAGUUGUUGGAUUCAGUGGAAUGUCCAUUUUAAUUCACUCAUGUUCAUAGAAAAUGUAUAUAUAAUUAUUUGUGAUAAUCUGAAAAAAGAAAAAGGAGUUCCGAAAAUGUGUUUUUUUCACCAGUAAAAAAAACAAUUUGUUUAUUUUCACUGCUGUUAUUUCACUGCAGAAAUGUCAUAUUUUAUCAUUAGGUAUAAAAGAAAUAGAUAUUGCUAGGGUACCAAGAGUGAGUCGUGUAUAUGUUUGCUUUGGAACUGAAAGCGAGAUAUUGAUAGUAGCUAUUGAACUGAGAGUUAAGAAACAAUUAUGUUUCUAGGGAUCUGUGAGUGAGAUAGAGGCUUCAAAUACAGAUGGAACGCUUUGUUUAAUUUCAUGGUUUCAGGAAUAAUAAAACAAAAUAAACCUUAAUGGAAAACCAUUUUCAAAGAUUGUUAAAUGUAAAUUUAAAAAAACAAAAACAUUUGCAUUUGAACAUUAAUCUGAAAUUAAUCUGAGUUUUAGGAAUCUCUUCUUAAAACAAAGUUAAUCAAUUUAUUAUUGUUUUUUAUUUCAAAACAAUUACAUGACCUUAUUGUGUUCAUAAUGAUUUCUGUUGUGCUCAUUUUUAUUUAGUGAAAUGUAAAUUAAUGUGUUCAUUAAAUUUACCUGAUUAUACAAUAAAUAGUGUUUUUUUAUUAGUAUACAAAUAUAUAUAAUACAACUCUAUUAAAAUUAUUGUAUAUGGAUGGUCAUUCUAUACAUAGAUGGUGACGUCACUACGUCAGUAAGACCGGUGUGACACAAUGUAUGGAUGGUUGGAUGGAUUGUUAAUCAGACGUGUAAAUGUCCAGAAAAAAACAGUCUAGAAAUAUGUAUAUUAUAAAAAAUAUGGUGCUGAUAGAAACUGUGUAUUUGUUAUAUUUGCAUUUUUAGCUCACCUGAGCACAACGUGCUUAUGGUGAGCUUUUGUGAUCGCCUUUUGUCCGUCAUGCGUCGUCAACAUUUUGCCUUGUGAACACUCUGGAUGCCACAUUUAUUGUCUGAUCUUCAUGAAAUUUGGUCAGAACAUUUGUCCCAUUGAUACCUCGACUGAGUUCAAAACUGGGUCAUGCUGGGUCAAAAACUAGGUCACUAGGUCAAAAAAAAGAAAAACCUUGUGAACACUGUAGAAGUCACAUUUGAUGCCCAAUCUUCAUGUAACCUUGUCAAAAUGUUUGUCUAAAUGAUAUGUUGGUUAAGUUCAAAAAUGGUUCUGGUCUGUUGAAAAACAUGGCCGCCAAGGGGCGGGGCAGUUUUCCUAAUAUGGCUAUAGAGAAACCUUGUGAACACUCUAGAAGUCACAAUUUUUGCCCAAUCAUCAUGAAACUUGGUCAAAACAUUGGUUUCAUUGAUAUCUUGGACGAGUUUGAAAAUGGUCCAGAUCGGUGAAAAAACAUGGCCACCAGAGGGCGGGGCAGUUUUCCUUAUAUGGCUAUAGUAAAACCUUGUUAACACUCUUCAUGAAAUUUGGUCAGAAGAUUGGUCUGUAUGAUAUCUUGGAUGAGUUCGAAAAUGGUUACGUUUGCUAGAAAAACAUGGCUGCCAAGGGGCGGGGCAUUUUUUUCCUUAUAUGGCUUUAGUAAAACCUUGUGAACACUCUAGAGGCAACGUUUAUUGUCCAAUCUUCAUGAAAUUUGGUCAGAAGAUUGGUCUCAAUGAUAUCUUGGAUGAGUUUGAAAAUUGUUACGUUUGCUUGAAAAACAUGGCUGCCAAGGGGCGGGGCAUUUUUCCUUAUAUGGCUAUAUAUGGCUAUAGUAAAAUCUUGUUAACACUCUAGAGUCCACAUUUAUUGUCUGAUCUUCAUGAAACUUGGUCAGAAGAUUCAUCCCAAUAAUAUCUUGGACAAGUUAAAAAAUGAUGCCCAUUGGUUGAAAAACAUGGCCGCCAGGGGGCGGGGCAUUUUUCCUUAUAUGGCUAUAGUAAAACCUUGUUCACACUCUAGAGGCCACAUUUAAGUUUAAGAUCUUCAUGAAACUUGAUCAAAAGAUUUGUCCUAAUGAUAUCUUGGAUGAGUUUGAAAAUGGUUUCGGUUGCUUAAAAAACAUGGCCACCAGGGGGCGGGGCAUUUUUCCUAAUAUAGCUAUAUAUCAUGCUUUGUAAAACCUUGUUAACACUCUAGAGGCCACAUUUAUUGUGCGAUCAUCAUGAAAUUUGGUCAGAUGAUUUGUUGCAAUGAUAUCUUGGAUGAGUUCGAAAAUGGUUCUGGUUGGUGGAAAAACAUGGCCUCCAAGGGGGCGUGGCAUUUUUCCUAAUAUAGCUAUAGUUAAACUUUGUUAACACUCUAGAAGCCGUAUUUAUUGUACGUUCAUCAUGAAACUUUGUCAGAAGAUUUGUCCCAAUGAUAUUUUGGACAAGUUCAAAAAUGGUUCCAAUUGCUUGAAAAACACGGCCACCAGUGGGCAGGGCAUUUUUCCUCAUAUGGACUUAUGAAUCUUCAUGAAACUGUGUCAGUAUAUUUGUUUAAAUGAUAUCUUGGAUGUGUAUGAAAAUGGUUCUGGUCUGUUGAAAAAGGUGGCUGCCAGGGUGUUCACUAGUCAUGAAAGUUGGUAAGAACAUUUUGUUCCAAUGACAUCUUGGGCUGCACAGAACUGGUCAGUUCCUUUGAAUCUCAGGUGAGCGACUUUGGGCCUUUCAGGCCCUCUUGUUUAAAUCUUUUCAUAACAAACAUAUUGUUAAUGCAAAUGUUUAUUGAAACAUUUUAUACAUUUAAAUGUGUAUUACAUUGAGUGACAUAUCAUGAAUGUGUUCAUUUCUUUAGUUGAUACCUAUUGAUAUUGUUGUUGCCUUUUUAAAAUGGUAGUUUAAUAAUGUAAUGCAUUACAAAAACUUCACAUUUACAUUGAAUCAAACUUAUUUUUUAAACGGUUGUUACAGAAUGUCAUGUAUGUUAAUGGGAUAAGUAUAUAAUGAAUAUUACUAUUUACUUAAGAUGUUUACAAAGGCAAGUGUUCAGUAGUGAAGAUAAUUUGUGUACUGUAGAUGUUGACUGUUCAUUUACUGUUUCAUUGGUCGUUGUCGGCUCAGGUACUACCUUCAUGUACCCCGGGUUCUUUUAAGUAUUUGGAUAUGGAAAAUAAACUAAAAUGUACCUAGUAACUGUAAUGCUUACAUUAGAUUUUGGGCGGGAAUUAAACUCCAGCACAGUCUCAAAUUGGCCAGGUAUGCUUAAGUAAAUUUUCCGUACCCAGGGUACAUUCAAGCAUUCAAGCUAACAAUGACCAAUUGAGCUUUACUAACAUGUAACAGACAGAUUCCCAGUUAGGGUAGGAGAAAAAUAAAAUGGAAAUGUUAAAAGAUCCACUGGUAGAAUCUAUCUAAACUAUUAUCUUUUCUAAAAAAAUUGCAAGAGAAUACUAUUUUGAUAUUUUUUAUGCCAAUUUGUAUACAAAUAGCAAGGGCAUGCCGCUUUUGAGAUCAUUUGUACAAGUUCCAUUUUCGUGUUCACUUUAUGCAAUGUACACUAUGAUUCUUGUUACACAUUUCUUAGUUUUCAUCAUUGACAAGUUACCAUACAUUGUAUAUUUGCACGCAUUUCAUUUAAUUAUGUUUGUCGUGUAUUGACAUACAUUACUUUUAACAAUGUUGCUUUUUACUUACGAUUGUUGUUAUCAGAAAGUUAUCCCUUUUGUUGACCUGAUUGUGAAAUCAGAAUUUUUUGAGACAAUCUUAAGUAAUAAAAGUAAUAACAUAGUCAAUGACAUUAAUUCAGUUGUAAGUUUUUUUCAACGAUUGUCAUAUAAAUAAGGUCAGAAAAACAGACGGUUUUUAAGCCACGAAUAAGUGGCAACAACUUUGUGGAGUCCAAAUAAACCCCUUCAUUUUAGUACAUUUCUGAUCCCCGGGUACUUUGUAGUAUACUAUACCUGCAAGAUUAUCUGUGAAUGCAUGGGCAUCGAUGACUAUAUCUUGAGAUCGCGAUUGUGACUAUUGUGUCAGGCAUCGAUGACUAUAUCUUGAGAUCGCGAUUGUGACUAUUGUAUCAGGCUUCGAUGACUAUAUCUUGAGAUCGCGAUUGUUACUAUUGUUAGGGUUAGGGUCGUUGUCGGCACAGGUACUACCUUUAUGUACCCCGGGUACUUUUAAGUAUAUGGAUAUGGAAAAUAUACUAAAAUGUACCUAGUAACUCUAAUGCUAACAUUAGAUUUUGGGCGGGAAUAAAACUCCAGCACAGUCUCAAAUUGGCCAGGUAUGUUUAAGUAAAUUUUCCAUACCCAGGGUACAUUCAAGUAUACUUAAGAACACCCAUGAUACAUGAUAAAGUAGUAUCUGAGCUAACAAUGACCAAUCGAGCUUUACUAACAUGUAACAGACAGAUUCCCAGUUAGGGUAGGAGAGAAAUAAAAUGGAAAUGUUAAAAGAUCCACUGGUAGAAUCUAUCUAAACUAUUAUUUUUCUAAAAAAAUUGCAAGAGAAUACUAUUUUGAUAUUUUUUAUGCCAAUUUGUAUACAAAUGGCAAGGGCAUGCCGCUUUUGAGAUCAUUUGUACGAGUUCCAUUUUCGUGUUCACUUUAUGCAAUGUACACAAUGAUUCUUGUAACACAUUUCUUAGUUUUCAUCAUUGACAAGUUACCAUACAUUGUAUAUUUGCACGCAUUUCAUUUAAUUAUGUUUGUCGUGUAUUGACAUACAUUACUUUGAACAAUGUUGCUUUUUACUUACGAUUGUUGUUAUCAGAAAGUUAUCCCUUUUGUUGACCUGAUUGUGAAAUCAGAAUUUUUUGAGACAAUCUUAAGUAAUAAAAGUAAUAACAUAGUCAAUGACAUUAAUUCAGUUGUAAGUUUUUUUCAACGAUUGUCAUAUAAAUAAGGUCAGAAAAACAGACGGUUUUUAAGCCACGAAUAAGUGGCAACAACUUUGUGGAGUCCAAAUAAACCCCUUCAUUUUAGUGCAUUUCUGAUCCCCGGGUACUUUGUAGUAUACUAUACCUGCAAGAUUAUCUGUGAAUGCAUGGGCAUCGAUGACUAUAUCUUGAGAUCGCGAUUGUGACUAUUGUGUCAGGCAUCGAUGACUAUAUCUUGAGAUCGCGAUUGUGACUAUUGUGUCAGGCUUCGAUGACUAUAUCUUGAGAUCGCGAUUGUGACUAUUGUUAGGGUUAGGGUCGUUGUCGGCACAGGUACUACCUUUAUGUACCCCGGGUACUUUUAAGUAUAUGGAUAUGGAAAAUAUACUAAAAUGUACCUAGUAACUCUAAUGCUAACAUUAGAUUUUGGGCGGGAAUAAAACUCCAGCACAGUCUCAAAUUGGCCAGGUAUGUUUAAGUAAAUUUUCCAUACCCAGGGUACAUUCAAGUAUACUUAAGAACACCCAUGAUACAUGAUAAAGUAGUAUCUGAGCUAACAAUGACCAAUCGAGCUUUACUAACAUGUAACAGACAGAUUCCCAGUUAGGGUAGGAGAGAAAUAAAAUGGAAAUGUUAAAAGAUCCACUGGUAGAAUCUAUCUAAACUAUUAUUUUUCUAAAAAAAUUGCAAGAGAAUACUAUUUUGAUAUUUUUUAUGCCAAUUUGUAUACAAAUGGCAAGGGCAUGCCGCUUUUGAGAUCAUUUGUACGAGUUCCAUUUUCGUGUUCACUUUAUGCAAUGUACACAAUGAUUCUUGUAACACAUUUCUUAGUUUUCAUCAUUGACAAGUUACCAUACAUUGUAUAUUUGCACGCAUUUCAUUUAAUUAUGUUUGUCGUGUAUUGACAUAAAUUACUUCGAACAAUGUUGCUUUUUACUUACGAUUGUUGUUAUCAGAAAGUUAUCCCUUUUGUUGACCUGAUUGUGAAAUCAGAAUUUUUUGAGACAAUCUUAAGUAAUAAAAGUAAUAACAUAGUCAAUGACAUUAAUUCAGUUGUAAGUUUUUUUCAACGAUUGUCAUAUAAAUAAGGUCAGAAAAACAGACGGUUUUUAAGCCACGAAUAAGUGGCAACAACUUUGUGGAGUCCAAAUAAACCCCUUCAUUUUAGUACAUUUCUGAUCCCCGGGUACUUUGUAGUAUACUAUACCUGCAAGAUUAUCUGUGAAUGUAUGGGCAUCGAUGACUAUAUCUUGAGAUCGCGAUUGUGACUAUUGUGUCAGGCAUCGAUGACUAUAUCUUGAGAUCGCGAUUGUGACUAUUGUGUCAGGCUUCGAUGACUAUAUCUUGAGAUCGCGAUUGUGACUAUUGUUAGGGUUAGGGUCGUUGUCGGCUCAGGUACUACCUUUAUGUACCCCGGGUACUUUUAAGUACGUAUAUGGAUAUGGAAAAUAUACUAAAAUGUACCUAGUAACUCUAAUGCUAACAUUAGAUUUUGGGCGGGAAUAAAACUCCAGCACAGUCUCAAAUUGGCCAGGUAUGUUUAAGUAAAUUUUCCAUACCCAGGGUACAUUCAAGUAUACUUAAGAACACCCAUGAUACAUGAUAAAGUAGUAUCUGAGCUAACAAUGACCAAUCGAGCUUUACUAACAUGUAACAGACAGAUUCCCAGUUAGGGUAGGAGAGAAAUAAAAUGGAAAUGUUAAAAGAUCCACUGGUAGAAUCUAUCUAAACUAUUAUCUUUUCUAAAAAAAUUGCAAGAGAAUACUAUUUUGAUAUUUUUUAUGCCAAUUUGUAUACAAAUGGCAAGGGCAUGCCGCUUUUUAGAUCAUUUGUACGAGUUCCAUUUUCGUGUUCACUUUAUGCAAUGUACACUAUGAUUCUUGUAACACAUUUCUUAGUUUUCAUCAUUGACAAGUUACCAUACAUUGUAUACUUGCACGCAUUUCAUUUAAUUAUGUUUGUCGUGUAUUGACAUACAUUACUUUGAACAAUGUUGCUUUUUACUUACGAUUGUUGUUAUCAGAAAGUUAUCCCUUUUGUUGACCUGAUUGUGAAAUCAGAAUUUUUUGAGACAAUCUUAAGUAAUAAAAGUAAUAACAUA